Branchiostoma floridae (Florida lancelet) is the source of this 1070-nucleotide messenger RNA. RefSeq names its product protein shisa-1-like. NCBI's taxonomy places the organism in Eukaryota, Metazoa, Chordata, Leptocardii, Amphioxiformes, Branchiostomatidae. The record is from RefSeq and is a predicted model, not a curated record.
AACAUGAUCUACGCCGUUUGUUGUACGGUUCGUCCAAUCACAGCUCGUCGUCUCAGAAUCACUGAGCUCGGUACAGACAGAGCGUUCCGUCAGUAUCGGCUGUGUUGGCUUACCUGUACAUGUGGAGAAGGGUUUGUUGUUGUAUUUAUACGUAUCCAACUGUGCCUACCGACUCGAUAUGGCUGUACUGAAGGUUCUCUACGAGGCGUUCCUGGGUCUGGUGAUCGGCGGGAGCGUGCUGCUGGUCAUCCUGCUGAUCUGCUGCUGUGUGUGCUGCUGUCGCGGCUGCUGUUCCUCCCGUCAGCCCGCCGUUACUGUCGUGCAGGGAUGACUGACUUUGCCCUUCACUAGUCCUCCGAUGGCGAUGCCACAUGUCGGAGCAGCUGGAGGAAACCCGCCCUACUCCCAGUUCAAGUAGCGGCAAACAGCGCCACCUACCUGCACUUCAGCAGACGUGUACACCUGUGCCUGUGGCGCUUCUUUUAGUUGUUGACAGUUUCAGUUUUACCGAUAUUAUGGUAUAGAUUUCGCUAUCUUAUAUCAGUUCACAGCAUCGCUUCCCUCUAGUAUAGAAUUGGAACAGAUCAGCUGCUGUUAAAAGUACCUAAAAGCCCAGAAACGUAUUUUGAUAGAUCAUGAAAGAAUAUCAUAAAUGUCUGCCAUAUUAUGACAUAUUGAUACGAUUGAUGUAUAUUUUCGUAUUAUUUGUGACAGAGUAAAUUUCGAAGUCAGCACGAAUUGCUUUUGUCCCUUAUAAUCGCUCAGCUAGCCGUGCUUGACCGUACGUAUCAUAUCUUACAGCUUAACAUGAAUAAGCAUUGUCAAGUGUGUGCAAAAAAACUCCUUUCGCAACUUAUCUGUAGGCUGAUAUAUUUUGUGUGAGAGCCUGUUCACAGUGUUGGCUAAAGCUUGUAAUAAAGACGUGGUUAUGGCAAUGCAGCUGAUAACGCACGUUGUCUGGUGAUGGAGAUCAUGGACUUUUUGUGUGACCAAGGUUAUAGGCAGAUGGCCUCCUUGUUUGUACAAUGACUUUUUGUUGAUUAAAAACCGCGAUGCUUUGUAAACAAACA